Rotaria socialis is the source of this 273-nucleotide messenger RNA. NCBI's taxonomy places the organism in Eukaryota, Metazoa, Rotifera, Eurotatoria, Philodinida, Philodinidae. The record is from the annotation of a GenBank genome assembly.
AUGGGCGCAUUUCAUGAUUGUUGUCGUCGCUCCAACACAAACGAAAACUCUUAUUCAGGAACUGGAAUAACACCAAGCACGGAGGCUCGCAGGCAAGCAGCUGCUGCAGCAGCUACUCAGCGUUUACAACAACUUGAGACACGAGGUGUGGAUCAAGAUGAAUAUCGUCGGUUGAACCAGCGUCGUAUUGAACAAGAACGUAUUGAGCAACAAAUGAAAGCGCAAAAACAAAAUAAUAAUAAUGAUGGUGGUCUUCGAUGGCAAAUGAAUUAA